CCCUCUGCCACAGUCAUAUCAAGAAUGAAGCAAACGCCGGCGCCGGCGGACCAGCAGCAGAAUAGGCGGCGGUGCUGCCCGCUCCGACGAUCGCGCAAGGGGUGCAUGAAGGGCAAGGGAGGGCCUGAAAACCAGCGAUGCCCCUUCCGCGGCGUCCGCCAGCGCACCUGGGGUAGGUGGGUGUCCGAGAUCCGUGAGCCCAACCGCGGCGCCCGCCUCUGGCUUGGCACGUUCGCCACUGCGCUCGAUGCCGCACGCGCAUAUGAUGCUGCGGCAAGGGCGCUCUAUGGUGACUGCGCACGCCUCAACCUGGCAGCACCUCCCCUUCCUCCCAUGACCGCGACAGUUCCUCUCCCUCAUGCGCAAGAGCAACAGCCUCCGGCUCAUAGCACCGACACCAACAACACCACUGCACUGUGCUACUCCUCCUCAACCUCAACAGUGUCGACGACAACCCCCACUAACUUGGGCACAUUUGACAUUGAGUGGUCCUAUUACAACGCGGCGGGGGCGUUAGAGUUGGGGGACUUCGAGGCAUAUGUGGCGGGGCUUCCCAAGGCGGAAGACUUUGGGUUGGAGGGGUUUCAGGAGGUGAUGGGCGAUUAAGGUGGAGGAGGGAUCAACAUCUAGGACCCCACCAUCGCAUCUAAGUGGCAUACCAUGCAUGGCUGGCAGUCGCUUCAUCCUGCAGCAACCUAGUUCCUACGUGUCUGCAGAUCUCGUUGUUGACAUAGAAAGAAGAAAGGAGUUAUAUUAAAUAGAAAAGUACAUACCCCAUCGGUCAUCUAUUGCAAUUUAGUGCAUGUUGUAUAUGUUGGUCAAUGUAAUCUUG
This is a messenger RNA of Triticum urartu, 832 nucleotides long. Its product is annotated as dehydration-responsive element-binding protein 2C-like. Gene Ontology annotation, biological process: positive regulation of DNA-templated transcription; response to stress. Gene Ontology annotation, molecular function: DNA-binding transcription factor activity; transcription cis-regulatory region binding. NCBI's taxonomy places the organism in Eukaryota, Viridiplantae, Streptophyta, Magnoliopsida, Poales, Poaceae. Gene Ontology annotation, cellular component: nucleus. The record is from RefSeq and is a predicted model, not a curated record.